AUGAGGAUACUAUUGACUGUUGAGUUGUACUACAUGAGGAUACUAUUGACCGUUAAGAAGGGCUGCAUGAGAUAUAGAUGCAUAAAAACGAUUAAUGGACAUACCUAUGACACGUUCCAGGAAGCACGCUCUGCUUUAGGAUUACUUGAUGGCGACAGAGAGUUUAUAGAUGGUAUCACGGAAAAUGGUGAGUUAGGUUCGGGCCAUCAAUUGCGUUGGUUGUUUGUGCAUCUCUUAACCACUAGGACAAUGACGAGCCCUGAUAUAGUAUGGGAUGCGGCAUGGCAGUUACUGUCCGAUGAUAUCUUAUUUGAACGUAGGAAGCGUCUGAAUAUUCUAGGAAAACGGACGUCGCUUACUGACUUCAAAUCUAUGCUCAGGCCAAACGCAGCAGACAUGCCAACUUUAACAAACAAGCUUAUCAUUGAUGAGCUAAAUUACAACAAAGUUGAACUGGAAAAGACACACGCUGAUAUGUUACUGAUGCUGACUGAUGAACAAAGAUGUGUGCAUGACAAGAUCAUGGAGUCUGUUGGUUCUGAUGACAGUGGUUUCUUUUUCUUAUAUGGUUACGGUGGUACUGGAAAAACCUUUAUAUGGAAAAGAUUGUCGGCUGCUGUUAGAUCGAAGGGGUUAAUUGUAUUGAAUGUUGUAUCCGAUGGUAUAGCGGCUUUUCUAUUACCAGGUGGAAGAACCGCGCACUCCACGCCGACAGUCCCUAUUGAGAUUAAUGAGGCGUCAUCGCUUACGAUGGAAAAGGAUAGUCCUAGGGCAAACCUGAUGCGUGCUGCAAAGUUGAUAAUUUGGGAUGAGGCUCCAAUGAUGCACCGAUGGUGUUUUGAGGCAGUUGACCGAUCAUUGCGUGAUAUCAUGUCCAAGAAUGAUCCCCUAAACGCGCUUAAACCUUUUGGUGGAAUGACAGUAGUUUUAGGUGGUGAUUUUAGGCAGAUAUUGCAUGUUGUCCGAGGAGGAACAAGGCCGGAUAUUGUUGAUGCCUCGGUCAAUUCAUCAAAGAUAUGGGCUUAUUGUAAUGUGUUGAGGCUUACCGUUAAUAUGAGAUUGGGUGCAUCUUCGGUACAUGCAGAGCAGGUAGAAAUUGCUAAUUUUGGCAAGUGGAUACUCUCAAUUGGAGACGGCAACGAUGCUUCGGAUGACAAUGGUGAAAUAAAGGUAGAAACUCCUGAAGAUUUGCUGAUAUCGGACCCAACAAAUCCGUUGAUGUCACUUAUAGACUUUGUGUAUCCCGAUCUGAAUGAUAACCUUGGUGACCAACUAUUUUUCCAAGAAAGGGGAAUACUCGCACCAACGCUUGAUUCAGCUGAGCAUGUUAACGAAUUUAUGAUGUCGCUGAUUCCAAGUGAAGAGAAAGAGUAUUUAAGCUCUGAUUCUAUUUGUAGAUCGGGUGAAAAUUAUGAUGUCCAAAGCGAGUGGUUCACACUGGAAUUUCUUAAUGGUAUUAAGAGCUCUGGAAUUCCAAAUCACAGGUUGAAACUAAAGGUGGGAUGUCCAGUUAUGCUGAUGAGAAACAUCGAUCAGGCUAAUGGACUGUGUAAUGGUACUAGGCUGACAGUUACACAUCUAGGGAAGAGCACGAUAGUUGCUACCGUAAUUACAGGAAAAAGGGCAGAUACUAGGAAAGUUUUGGAUGUACUGAACACAGACAUUGUGAAAUAG
Messenger RNA from Medicago truncatula (barrel medic), 1674 nucleotides. RefSeq names its product ATP-dependent DNA helicase PIF1-like. The coding region runs from base 1 to 1674 and encodes 557 amino acids. Gene Ontology annotation, molecular function: DNA helicase activity. The record is from RefSeq and is a predicted model, not a curated record. Gene Ontology annotation, biological process: telomere maintenance; DNA repair. The transcript is spliced from 3 exons. NCBI's taxonomy places the organism in Eukaryota, Viridiplantae, Streptophyta, Magnoliopsida, Fabales, Fabaceae.